UGAUACUGGAUUUUUUCAUUGCGAUCGUACUGACAAGCAGAAGCUGGCCUUGCGAGGUAUCUGACACCAAAAGAUCGCCAAUACAUGCCAGCGCGAUGAGCCAAGUUGAGUCAGAAAAUACCAAUCACUACUGCAGAGAAGAACCUUUGACUGGUCAUGAAUUAAGAGAUAUCAAGGACGCAACUGAUCUCUAUCAGUCUGGCUCAUUCAAGCUUCAGAUUGACGCGCUUCUUCCUAAUGUCCGACCUAAAGAGUCUGGUCAACAACAACUCGAUCACUUUCUUUUUUCUCUGCGUGCCCACUGUAUCUCUAUUCCCUCUAUUUCACCUCUGAAUCCUUUGGUAGCUGCAAAAGUUCUUGCUAAGCAAGGUGUCGCAGUUCCAUUUGCGUUUCCUCUCCCAUCUCAAGAUGCCAAAUGGAAAGUUGCAUUUGAACCUCCAAGGGAGUUCUGUGUUGUUGGAAGUUGGGCAAACAAAAUCUCUGUGAAAAAGCAAAGUGGCAGUCGGUUUGGCGUCGACUUGUCUGUGGAGAUGCCCGAGACUCUUUUUCAAGAAAAAGAUUACCUUGAUGGGCGCUUCUUCCACAAGAAGUCCUAUUACCUCGCUGUAUUAGCUCAAUCUAUUUCAACCGCUUUCGAUGUGGACACCUUUUACUCAUCUGCGCUUGGAGAUCCUCGCCUCACCACGUUGGUUCUUAGGCCACGGGAUGGGAGUACAUCUUAUGAUUUUUCCAAAAGUCAUGCUGAAGUUCAUGUCAUCCCUGUCCUUUCGUCAUCGAGUCCAUUAUCGCUAUCAAGGCUCUUCCCAUCACAUGCAAAUGUCCGCGUGCCUUCGUCCUCGUCUCCAUCAACUUUCCCUACACCAAUCUACAACAACACCAUUCUUCUUUCCACAGAUGCGAAAGAAGCUCUCGUGUCCACUCAUGAACUCAAAAAUGCACUACCAGCCUUUCAUGAUGCUUACACCCUUUUAAGAGUGUGGGCUAACCAGCGAGGUUACGGCGAUGGUGAAUUAUGUGUGAGAGGUUUCGAGAGAAAAGGACCGUUUUGGGCCGGACUACUGCGCUAUCUGAGUUCAGGUAACGAGCCUGUUGGCACGAAGAGCGGGAGCGCAAAAUCGAGGAAGCCGCUGGGAAAGGGAUUAAGCUCUUAUCAAUUAUUCAAGGCUGCGCUCGAUUUUCUGGCAAAGCAGAAGUUUGGUGAGACUCCGGUGUUCACAAAGACAAUUAAUGGACAUAAGUGCCCUCCAGAGGAGUACAUUACCCACCACCCAGCCGUAUUCGUGGAUGCAACAUCUACUAUUAACUUUUUGUCUGAUGUUCCUCUCACCUCACUUGACUUGCUAAGUCACGAUGCUAAGGAGACACUGGAGCAAUUAAGCAACCCUGGUACAUCUUCUGACACAUUUGCUGACUGUUUCUUGAGAAGUCGGUUUAAACUCUCCUCUCGCUUUGAUGCGGUGAUCAGAGUGGAUUUGUCGCAAGCUUCCCAGAACCAAUCUACUUUGGCUCUCGUAGAACAUGGAUCUUCUGAUGCAGCCCUUCUGGCCUCUAUUUCAUCCAUCCUGCGCCGAGGUCUUGGCAAUCGAACCCAAGCGAUAGCCAUCCUCCAGCCUGUUACCCCUUACCGCCCCAUAUCCGCCGAAGAAAGUCCCAGCAUAUCCAUGAUCCACAUUGGGCUUAUUUAUGAUCCUGCCCAUGCUUUCCGUCUUGUUGACCACGGACCUUCUGCGGACGACCAAAACUCAAAUGUUGCGAAGGAGUUCCGGCAUCUAUGGGGCAGCCGUGCUGAGCUUCGCCGAUUCAAGGACGCUCGUAUUACGGAGAGUGUGGUUUGGGAAGUGACGACGUCCGAUGAGCGUGCACAUAUUCCGGUUUCCAUCGUUCGACAUUUGCUGCAACUCCAUUUUGGCCUUUCCGCUAAAUAUGUGAGAACGUUGCAGACGCCAUUCGACAGCAUACUCCAAUUGCCAGAUGAUGUCCGUCGUUUACAUCGGGCUACGGGCGAGUAUAAGGCUGCAUUAACAGCGUUCGAUAGUCUCGUCAGGAACUUGAAAGCAUUGGACGAGCGGCUACCACUAGCAUUGCUCAACGUCAGCCCUGUGUCUGAAUACCUGCGUUAUACCUCGACAUUCGCUCCACUACCAAUCCCUGCCUCAGUUUCAGCGGAAUUACCGGAGUUCCUGCGUUUUCUUCCAACCAUCCCCAUCAUCCUCGAAUUUGAGAAGUCAUCCAAGUGGCCGGAUGAUUUAAAAGCGAUUCAGAAAAUCAAGCUCGCUUUCUUUGAAAUCAUCGCCCAGUCACUUAUGACUUCAAACCCCGGACUCAAGGUGUCAGCACUAGAAGUAUACACUGCUGAAGGCUGGUCAUUCUCUGCGUUCAUUUGGCACGAUCGAGAGGCGACUUUGCUUGACCGAAUCAUUGACCCUAGCAAGACGUUCAUCGGCCCCAGCGACCAAAAAUACAACGCGCGGGAACAACGUGAAGCCAAAGUUGCCCAGGAACUCUACACCCGGCGAUUUAUUCAUGCCCCACGUCACCAUCGUGUCAUCGCCAAUCUCUGCCACAAGUACAGUGCAUACUCUGGCACUGUCCGCCUUGUCAAACGCUGGCUUGCUGCACAUUGGCUUUUGCAAGCCCACGUCUCUGAGGAAGCCAUUGAGAUCAUUUGUGCACUACCAUUCGUCGGCAAAAAAUUGAAAUCGACAGAGAGCGCCGCUACUGUGCCUCAUAGUAAAGAACGUGGUUUCUCCCUUGUUUUAGAGUUCUUAACGGAUUGGAAGUGGGAGGAGCCCCUUUGUCUUCCGUUGUAUGAGGAUGAGUACCCGGCAACGGCACCUGAAGCGUGGACGUCAAAUGGUCCAGAUGCAGUUGCUGUCCACCGUCUUCGUGCAUUUGCUAGGGAGGCCAGCAAAGCACUUCAUAAUGCAGAGACGGGAUUGGAUAUCAAGCGUCUCUUCUUACAUUCCACCGACGACUACGAUAUUGUUAUCAAACUAAACCCUAUGGUUUUACCAAGGUACUACCAAAAUAUUAACGUGGAAUCGAGUGUUUGGACCAGAGACUCUCAUUUGGGCACAACGGAGUCGACGCCUCGCCCAGGAUUUGAUCCUCUUCCAUUGUUUCUUGCUGAUCUGCAGAGCGCGUUCGCAGAUACACUAAAAUUCUUUGCUGACCCCUUUGGAGGUGAUCGCAUUGGAGCAAUUUGGCUUCCAGGUAUGGGAGCACCCCGCCCCUUCCGUGCACUAGCAGGUUUCUCGAGUAAGCCAUUACCCAAGGAGGAUAAAGCGAAGGAAAAGGAACUUGUUAUGUUAAAUCGACAGGCUGUUCUGGACGAGAUAGGACGAUUAGGAACAGGUCUGGUCCAAAAAAUUAUCAUACAUGAAUGCGUGUAGUCGUAUGCACACAUCAUCUACAAACAAUUUAGUGAAAACGACAAUUUUACGAUAUCACAAGCUCAACAAGAA
Messenger RNA from Suillus bovinus, 3464 nucleotides. RefSeq names its product Nrap protein. Bases 96 to 3392 code for a protein of 1098 amino acids. Gene Ontology annotation, cellular component: CURI complex; UTP-C complex; small-subunit processome. The record is from RefSeq and is a predicted model, not a curated record. NCBI's taxonomy places the organism in Eukaryota, Fungi, Basidiomycota, Agaricomycetes, Boletales, Suillaceae. The transcript is spliced from 13 exons. Gene Ontology annotation, biological process: rRNA processing; tRNA export from nucleus.